UAGCAGCAAAAAAUACAACCACUGAUAAGUUGGUAAAGCCACAUGCCUUAAAACCAAAGGAAGUUCUGUUUGCGAGAGUUACUUCCUCUAUACUUCUGACUUUUGACUGCGUUUCAUUAAACCAUUUUAACGGAAGUUGUCUGUUGUAUCAAGUUAAACAUUGCUUAGGAAAGUGUCUAGCCACCACUCUAAAGAGGACCUAGAUCCAAGAAGAUGCUGAGAUUUGUGUUGGUGCUCCUGUCGUUUGAACUUGCCUCCAGUACUGUAAUAUGUCCAGAUGGAAGAGUGUGUCCGGAUAGAUCCACCUGCUGCGAAACAGAUUCUGGAUACGAGUGCUGCCCGGUUCCAAAUGCUGUUUGCUGCCCUGACCGGUCCCAUUGCUGCCCACGAGGUUUUAAGUGCAAUACGCUGACCCAGAUGUGUGAGAGGUCAGGUGGAAGCAUGCCCAUACUGCGGAAAGUGCCUGCAAAGCCCUCUGGCCUCUCUUUCCUCAAUGCAGCGGUGUCUGAUCCUAAGAUGGCCGAACAGGAUGAGUGCUGUCUGAGCAGCAGUGGCUGCUGUCCUGUGGGAUUCCACUGUAACGAGCACAAGGCUUGUGAGAAGGACAGAGUGCAGUACCCACGGGCCGAGCUGCAGCAAGCCUCGAGCAUUGGGUCCCAGGGUGUGAUCACAUACUGUGAUAGAAAGUUCUACUGCCCCAUGAAUACCACUUGCUGCAAGAAUCCUUCUGACCAGUGGGGCUGCUGUCCAUAUCCCUUGGCUCUAUGUUGCCCUGACAAGCUGCAUUGCUGUGCAUAUGGGUUCAUCUGUGAUAGAAGAUCUACGAACUGUAUAAAGGAAUACGCAAGCGUCCCUGCAGCUCUCAAGGAGGCGGCGAGGAGAACCUGACCGACUUUUGAACAUUUCGCUCAGAUAUUCCCAGCCUUUUGCAUUCUUUAAGUAUUCAAUUUUUCACACAACAGGAUAUAAAGCGAUUGUUUCAUUUUUAAAUUAAUGCACAGCUUCAGCUGGACGCCAGCACAGGAACCUAACACAGAAGCAACAAGAGUAAUGAAAAUGCAAUAACCUCUCACUGCGAAAUUGCGCUUACUUUAAAGCAAAUUAUGGUGGUUGGUUCAAUGUCGACAAUUAAUUAAACACACUUGUAAUAACAAAA
This is a messenger RNA of Anguilla rostrata (American eel), 1156 nucleotides long. RefSeq names its product progranulin-like. The record is from RefSeq and is a predicted model, not a curated record. The transcript is spliced from 5 exons. Gene Ontology annotation, cellular component: extracellular region. NCBI's taxonomy places the organism in Eukaryota, Metazoa, Chordata, Actinopteri, Anguilliformes, Anguillidae. Bases 214 to 888 code for a protein of 224 amino acids.